AUGGCAACAAUCAACUUCGAUAUCAACGAUGCGCUCAAGCAUUACAUGUCCGAUCCCACAACAAUACCCACGCCAGAGGCCGACAGCGCCCUUUUUGACUGUGAAAAUGACCCCGAAUCUCUCACAAAUCCUGUCAUCAACCCCGUGUUGAACCCUAUUGUCGAUGCUGUCGCACAUGAUCCAGAUGCCAUUCUGCGGGCAACAAAUAUGGACUCACUGCAGUUUCUUCUCAAAUACACGUCAUAUCUGCCAACCCACGCCUUGAGCAAGAUAUUUGACUUGGUAAUGAGCGGUCUCAGUGCCGAAUGCGACUACAUGUACAAUGACAUGGACACGCCUGACGAACAAGAUUCUGUACCUCACCACAAGCAGCUUCUCGAGAUAUAUGGAUUCUUAUUACAAUGGACAAUCGCUGCAGUCGAGACGAAAGCCGCCGAGAAAUCAUCGACAGUGCCCGUUGCUCGUGGCCGGGCCAAGCCCAAGAAGGGCGCUUCAAAGGAGGAGACUUGGGACUCGGCGACACAGCUUCAGGCCGCAUUGGAAGUCAUGUGCAAAGUUCUAAAGCAGAAGCUGUCCAAAAUCUUCCUGACUACCAGCGAAAGAGAUACAUUCAUCAGCCUUCUCACGAGACCAGUCUACAUGAUUUUGGAGAGUGAGCAGCGCGCCAAGACUACAUCAAUUCGAAUGCACUGCUUCAAAGUAUUAUGUAUUGCUGUAAAGCACCACGGCCACGGAUAUGCCGCGCAAAUCAAUGUCAUCCAGAACCUGACCUACUUCGAGCAUCUGUCAGAACCCAUGGCCGAAUUUCUGCAUAUUUUGGCCGAGACCUAUGACUACCCUCAGCUUGCAGAUGAGGUACUGCGCGAGAUUUCUGGCAAAGAGUUCAACUCAAAUGAUUCCCGCGGGCCCAAGUCCGUCUCUGCCUUCAUUGCCAAGCUCUCAGAGUUGGCCCCUAGGCUCGUCAUUAAGCAGAUGACCAUGCUGGCCAAACAGCUUGACAGUGAGUCUUACACAUUGCGAUGUGCGCUCAUCGAAGUCUGCGGCAACAUGAUUGGCUAUCUCAGCAAACAAGACGAGCGAAGCGAGAACCAUAAAUCGCAACUCAAUGCUUUCUUUGACGUGUUGGAGGAGAGGUUCUUGGACAUCAAUCCAUACUGCCGCUGCAGAGCUCUCCAAGUCUACAUGAAGCUUUGCGAACUGGACCAGAAGUUCCCGAAGAGGCGACAGAAGGCCGCUGAGCUCGCAUGUCGCAGCCUAGAGGAUAAGAGUAGCAACGUGCGCAGAAACGCCAUCAAGCUUCUCGGAAUCCUUAUCAAGACCCAUCCUUUCACUGUCAUGCACGGCGCCCAGCUCUCUCGCAAGGAGUGGCAGGAACGUCAUGACAAGGUGGAGGAAGAGCUUAAUGCACUUAAACCACCUCCAGGUAUGCCAGGAUUUGGAGAGGAGAAUGCCAACACCACUGUCGACAAUGCGCUUCUAGAUGAAGCUACGCAGAUUGACUCGCCGCAAAAGCCCAAGGAAAUGACCGAGGAAGAGAAGAUGGCCGCCAUCAAGAAGGCGCAGGAAGAGGCAGCCACCGGCGAGGCAAUCGAAAAACUGACCCUAACGCGGAGAUACUACAACGAGGCUCUUCGCUUCAUUGACGUCCUCCACGACGCUACUGGUAUCGUGUGUCAACUACUCGGCGCCAGGAACAAGAGCGAAGUUAUUGAAGCCAUUGACUAUUUUGAAAUCGGAGAUGCCUACAACAUCGAGCAGAACAAGGUGGGUAUUCGGCGCAUGUUGAGGUUGAUUUGGACAAAGGGCAACAGUGAUGAAGGCAAGGGUGUACAGACGCAUUUGAUUGAGUGCUACCGAAGGCUCUUUUUUGAGGCUCCGGAUUCCUUCAGCCCGAACGACGCGGCAAACUAUGUGGCCCGUAACAUGAUUAGCUUGACAUUCGGUGCCACCCCAGCAGAGCUCACAUCAUUGGAGCAACUGCUUGCCACGAUGAUGAAGGGUGGUAUUAUCCCAGAAAUCGUCGUGACCAAACUGUGGCAAGUCUACGGUGUACAGAGGCGUGAGAUCUCAAGAACACAGCGUCGUGGCGCCAUCAUUGUACUUGGAAUGCUGGCUACGGCUAGUCCGGAAAUUGCUGUUGAUGAGAUUGAGACCAUGCUUCGUACCGGUCUGGGCUCACACGGACGAGCGGACUUGCAGCUAGCCAAGUACACCUGCAUUGCCCUAAGAAGAAUCAACCCAACAGGACGUCAUGCCAAGGAGUCGACGACCAAGUUCAACAGGCUACCCAACGACCAUGCGGUCCUCGGGCGCUUGGCGGCUAUUGCUGAGGUUCAGUCGGAGAGCAAGGAGUGGUACGGUGUUGCCGAGCAAGCUAUCAAUGCCAUUUAUGCCAUUUCCAAGCACCCUGAUGUGCUCUGCUCUGAAAUUAUUCGACGCAAGACAAAGCAUGUCUUUGCACAGUCUCGCCCAGGCUCAAGGCCAACGUCAAGAGACGAGACCAAAGGCAUGCCUGACGUGACGAUGAAUCAAACAAUGAACCAAACAAUGCAGGUGGACAAGCCCAAGACGCGCGACAACGCUGUCAACUUGUCACAACUUUUGUUUAUUGUUGGACACGUCGCCAUCAAGCAGAUUGUGCAUCUCGAGCUCUGCGAACUCGAUUUCAAGCGUAGAAAGCAAGAAAAAGAGAAGCAGACGCCGGUCAAGGCGGAAAAGGAAAAGGAAGAAGCAGAUGAAUUGGACCUCAUUGGGGGUACUACUGAAGAUGACUUUACAGAGGCCAUGGCCCAUAUCAGAGAACGGGAACUUUUAUACGGCCCAGAGUCUCUCUUGGCCGUCUUCGGGCCCCUGGUGUCCGAGAUUUGCGCCAACAACACCACGUAUGCCGACAAGGGUCUCCAGGCGGCGGCAACGCUGUGCCUCGCAAAGCUGAUGUGUGUCUCGUCUGAGUACUGCGAGACAAACCUACCACUUCUCAUCACCAUCAUGGAAAGGUCACCAGAUGCCACUGUGCGUUCCAACGCAGUGAUUGCACUGGGAGACAUGGCAGUGUGCUUCAACCACCUGAUUGACGAAAACACCGACUUCCUAUACAGGCGCCUUGCAGAUGACGACGCGUCGGUCAAGAGAACCUGCCUCAUGACAUUGACGUUCCUCAUUUUGGCCGGUCAGGUCAAGGUCAAGGGCCAACUCGGAGAAAUGGCCAAGUGCCUCGAGGACGAGGACCGCCGCAUCGCCGACCUAGCCAGAAUGUUCUUUACAGAACUCAGCACCAAGGACAAUGCCGUGUACAACCACUUUGUCGACAUGUUUAGCUUGCUCAGUGCCGGUGGCAGAAUGGAUGAAGAGAGCUUCAAGCGGAUUAUCCGGUUCCUGCUCGGCUUUGUGGAGAAGGACAAGCACGCGAAGCAGCUGGCGGAGAAGCUGGCAGCUAGAUUACCGAGAUGCGAGACAGAGAGACAGUGGAACGACGUGGCUUUUGCGUUGGGACUGUUGCCACAUAAGAAUGAAGAGAUUACGAAGACAGUGUCUGAGGGGUUCAAGCUUGUUCAGGCCACAGCAUGA
Molecule: messenger RNA, 3567 nt
Organism: Pochonia chlamydosporia 170
Lineage: Eukaryota; Fungi; Ascomycota; Sordariomycetes; Hypocreales; Clavicipitaceae
Product: condensin complex subunit 1
Exons: 4
Coding region: 1-3567 (1188 amino acids)
Biological process (GO): meiotic chromosome condensation; mitotic chromosome condensation; mitotic cell cycle
Cellular component (GO): condensed chromosome, centromeric region; nucleus
Molecular function (GO): histone binding
Source: RefSeq, a predicted model, not a curated record